Messenger RNA from Vollenhovia emeryi, 8166 nucleotides. Its product is annotated as synaptic vesicle glycoprotein 2B-like. Gene Ontology annotation, molecular function: transmembrane transporter activity. The record is from RefSeq and is a predicted model, not a curated record. The transcript has 13 exons. NCBI's taxonomy places the organism in Eukaryota, Metazoa, Arthropoda, Insecta, Hymenoptera, Formicidae. Gene Ontology annotation, cellular component: membrane. Bases 1645 to 3666 code for a protein of 673 amino acids. Gene Ontology annotation, biological process: transmembrane transport.
AUUACCUCUUCCUAGCAAAUACAUAAAACAUUGUUCCUCACCAAGCAACAGUGUUGAUACGAUUGUACGUUCUUUUCAACAGUGCGUAAAAUAUUACGGAGUAACUUCAGAAUCACUCGAGGAGGCCUAGGCAAUGCUGCAGUAUACUCGAUACAUUAAAACAGUGCGUAAAAUAUCACGGAGUAACUUCAGAAUCACUCGAGGAGGCCUAGGCAAUGCUGCAGUGUACUCGAUACAUUAAAACACAGGUACAAGAAACACACCAUUUACCUCUUCCUAGCAAAUACGUAAAACAUUGUUCCUCACCAAGCAACAGUGUUGAUACGAUUGUACGUUCUUUUCAACAGUGCGUAAAAUAUCACGGAGUAAACUUCAGAAUCACUCGGGGAGACCUAGGCAAUGCUGCUGUAUACUCGAUACAUUAAAACACAGGUACAAGAAACGCACCAUUUACCUCUUCCUAGCAAAUACAUAAAACAUUCUUUCUCACGAAGCAACAGUGUUGAUACAAUUGUACGUUCUUUUCAACAGUGCGCAAAAUAUCACAGAGCAACUUGAGAAUCACUCCGGGAGGCCUCUCCGAGUUUAGGCACCAUCUCGCUGGCAAUUAUCGGGCUGAUGAUUCGCAGGGGGAACUGGGGUCGGGGCGAAGGCGCUACUCGCGUCGGGCGUCGCGACGCAAAUCGAUACGCGGCGCAGGCGGCGCGUCGACGGCGGUGUACGCGGCGGCGGCAGUGUUGUUUCCCUCGUACUGCGAAGAUGUCACCGGGUCGUGCGUUUUCCACGGGCCGCCGCCGGGAGCGAGCGGUACGCCCGCCAUGUCCGCGGCGCGCCAUCGCGACCUAGGAAUCCCGCGAGAUAAAUCCGCGCCUCCGACGGCAGCCGCGAGGUCCUCUUUGAUAUUCGGAAAAGCGCGUCGCGAGCUCGUUCCGCGCGGCGCCGCCUCCCGCCUCUACGCCGAGAAUCGAUCCCCGACGGAAGGACAGGGCGCGCGAAACGCGACGGGACGCGAGAGCGCGACGUCCGGCGGGUCCUGCGGGUGCGUCGCAUCCUCCGACGAGGUGGAGCGUCGAUUCGCUCAUAUCCGUCGUAUCCAUAACGUGUAUUUAUAACGGGGGGAUACGCGCCCGAGUGUGACGGUGACGCUCGCCUCGCGGGAGGUUCGACGCGGCGGGUCAUUGAGGCAGGUCGGCGUCGCAACGAAGGGAGAUACCACUCGUACCGAGAGGCAGAGCUCGCUCCUUUAACGUACAUAUCCCUCAUCUACGUUGUCCGUUAUGUAAAUAUUAAAUUGUGAGACCGAGUCCCGACGGGACGUCCAAGUCCGCCCGCGCACGGGAUCGCCGCUGGCGGGUGUCGUUACGUAAAAUUAUUCGCUCGGUGACGGACGAUCGACGAGGUGGUGCGCGCCGCGUCGCCACGCGCCGCUGAAUUAAACAGCAGCCACCUAUUAUUUCAUUCUCAUCGUCGGACCGCGGAGCGUCGAUAGUCCUCGUCGUCGCGCCGACCGACGGCGAGAGCUGGCGCGCCCAGGAUUUCCUCCACCCCGGCGAGACCCGCGAGCGGAGAGGCGGCUGACGUUAUCAUUGGGAAGGUGCAGUAUUUCACGGCGACUCCCUAUCAACCAGAUGGUUUCUGGCAGUGAUGCCCUCAUCGGAGGAGGAAAGCCAGUGGCUCGUUGGCAGCGGGGGCGGCCUCGCACCCUCCGGCGGCAGCGGGACGAAAACGGGCGGCGGGGAGCGCGGCGCGGCGAACACUAGGUCCGGCCUCUACACCGAGGAGAUGACGACGCAGCCGGCGAGCGUCGCCACGGCCGGCGUCAACUCGGCCUCGGCCGACUCCGCGGAGCACGACCUCAUCGACUCCAGCGCGGACGCGACCCUCCUCGCGCAGUUUCACGAGGACGCCAUCAAGCAGGCUGGCGUUGGCUAUUUCCAAAUACUCGCCGCUUUCUGCACGGGUUUGAGCCUAGCGGCCGACACCGUUGAGAUUUUCGUCGUACCUUACAUACUGCCGAGCGCAGAGGUCGAGCUUUGCAUCGAGGACAGCGAGAAGGGAUGGCUCGGCAACAUCACUCUCGUCGGCCUCGCACUGGGCGGCUUGUUCUGGGGCGGCCUCGGCGACAGAUUGGGAAGACGCAGGUCCCUCCUCUCGGCCAUGUCCGUGCACGCUCUGUUCAGCGGCGUCGCGACAUUCAUGCCCACCUACGGCACUUUUAUGACAGCUAGAUUUUGCUCGGCUCUCGGAGUGGGAGGAGCGGUACCACUGGCAUUCGUGUAUCUCGCGGAAUGCUGUCCACGGUUGAGCAGGGGCCGCUGGACGGGCAUACUCGUGGCAGCGUGCGCGCUCGGUGGCGUUUACGCGGCGCUCUUAGCUUGGGCGGUAGUGCCCACGACGGGAGAGAUGGUCGUCCUAGAGAAUAAGGAACACUUCAGCGCCUGGCAUCGUUUCUUGUUAUUAUGUUGCCUGCCGGCGUUGUGCUCGACAAUCGGUCUCAUCUUUCUACCGGAAAGUCCAAGGUAUCUCAUAGAGGCCGGUCGAGAUGUGGAGGCGAUGAUGGUCUAUCAGAGGAUAUACAAGAGAAAUAACGCUCGGAAAGGCGCAACGGGUACUCAAUAUCAGCUUUCUGAACUGGAACUUCCGACUAAAAGACCUCGUGGCUUGGCACCGCCGUCUCCUAGCAAUCACACUAGCGUUCUGGCGGACAUAAUUUAUUCCAUUGAAAUGUUCUGGAAUUCUUUCCUGGAAUUAUUUGCAACGCCUCAUCUACACGUGACUUUGGUACUGUUGAUUAUCUGGACCGCUGCUUCAUUCAGUCUUUACGGUCUUAUGAUAUGGUGUCCCGAAUAUCUGAAACUUUUGCGAGCGAGGGAAUACGAAACUGAAACUCAACACUUUGUUAAAGAGGAAUAUAAUGGUACAACGUUUACCGGUUCUUGGGAAAAUCGUCAGUACAAAGACUCUAUAUUCUCGAACUGCAAAUUUACUAAAAUGGUAUUCAGCCAUGUCGAUUUUGACAAUUGUACCUUCCAAUCGGUAGAGUUCAGUAGCAUUAAGUCUAGCAAAACCCACUUUAGAGACAGUGUUAUUGUAUAUUCAAAAUUUGUUGACACAGAUUUAUCCGCACAAGUUUUCACCAGAUGUAAAUUGGAGAAUAACACGGAGCUGAGUUUAAGCGGGUCCUGUCCGACUCUCGAUCUCGAUUAUAACAUUUAUAUCGAAGAGGCGUUGCAUGCUCAUCUCGUUGCUCAAUUGGCUUUCGUGCCCGCUGCCGUGCUGGCAGGUUUGGCACUCACCGUUCUCCAGCGGCCAAAACUGAUAAGUUUCCCGCUUUUCCUCUCUUCCAUUGCUGCAUCAUGUUUGAUGUUAAUUCACCAAAACAGCUCGGCAACUCUUGUAUUUGAAGGUGGUUUCACAGCCCUUUUUGCCGUUGGGUGGACAUCGUUAACUUUGGUGACAGUCGAGAGCUUCCCCACGCACUUAAGGUGUACCGCUUUUGGGCUCAUAGCAGCAGCUAUAAGAAUAUCGGGUCUGAUAGGAACCACAACAUAUCAGACAUUAGUGGAUACGCCUUUAAUCGCGCCCGCACUAUUGACUGCGCUGGCACUACUCAUCGCUAGCAUUAUAACUUUUAAAUUGCCUCAUACUCAUACUGUCUUUUUGUAAACUUUCCAUCGGUAGAAAAGAAUAUCAGCAACGCAUAUCUAAAGCUAAAAGUUUGUGGCACACGACACAAACUUAUAUGAUACUUUAUCAUCUGUGACGAAUGAAUUCUUCGAAAUGUUGACUAAUCUCGAAUGUGUCGGAGACAUAAUGGAGGCAUGCUAUUCCUUAUUCUUAGGAUUUAUUCGAAAAAGAAAAAAACUGAUGUUCAAGACAUGUCAAUAAUUUAUUGAUCAAAAGGAGAAAAUUUUUUAGAAGCUGAGACUUUGUACAAAGUUACAUAUCCUAAGUAAUGAAGCACUGUUGUCUUUGGCGGCACUUGCAUAUCUUGAAGCGCACAGAACGUUCACGGCGACUUUAGCGAUCUUUGCUAACGCAGAAUAACUUGAAGUUGGAUCGAAGCACUAUCCUGUUGUUCGUGGAACGUGACCGACAACGCUACGUGCGAGCGAUACUAACGUUCAGGAAUAAUAUUCAAGGGGGAAGGUUUUCAAGAAGAGCGGACGUUUCCGUGCGCAAUAUAAUCACUCUAAUAUAAUCACUCAACUAUUUUACCUUUGACGAUAUAUAAACCGUUAUGCAAGUAUACUGAGCAAAGGACACACACAUAUGUGCAACUAUUUUAAUAAGGCUUAUGCCAUGAAACGUGUCAAUUUUAAUAGAGGAUGCACAGUCAUCCAUAAUGAUAUAUCAUAUAUAUUAAGAAACAUUAAUUAGAGAGGUGUAUCGGCAAAUGCAGUUUGAUAUCUCAAUUAUUAUUCCAGAGACGCAACGCUUAUAGAAGACAUAGCUGUUCUUACUUUCAAUCUAUAGAUGGAGUAAUAUCGAUACACGAUGUGGUGAAACCUGGAUAUAUUCCUAUACAGUUUGCGGAAGGUACCUGUAUUCUCGGAGAAUAACACGAGACUUUGCAUGAAUAUCCAUCGCAUACAGACCGCUUGUGAUGAUACAACAAAUCAUUUUAUAUUUCUGUGCGAAAAGAUCACUCUAUGCACGGGAAACAUUCCUAUGAAGGGAAAGUAAUCGAGCAAUCGUUCAGUACUUCCGCUUUUUACCGAUUUAUUAGCAUGCAUUAGAUCUGCUAACUAGACGCUAGAAUGCCGCUGAUUCGAUAAAUGGCAGAGAAAGAAAGAGGGGCAUGAUUCAUAUAAACGCUGCCGUAUGAAAUCUCAAUUCCUAGACGAAGACUUUCGAGCGAGAAACAAGAUAGAGAAAAUUCAGCUUCUUAGCGUAAAAGAGAUUAUCAUCUUCAACGUUAAUUGUCUUCAAGCUUACAAUCAAUUACAUAUAUGAACGUGUGUGUCUGACUUUCUAGUGAUGUGUAUAUUAAAACGUAGAAUGUUAUUUUCUACGAGAAUCAGGAUCACACGUCUUGACGUAAAUAUAUACAAAAUGUAAUAUCUGUGUAAUAUUCACUUGGAGAAACUUUGCUAAAGUUUUAUCAUUGCUGAGACGACACACAGUGGAUGAUACUGGCAAGCUGGAAAGAAUAUCAAAAGAAUCUCUGGAAAAAGAGAGGCAACUUAUUUCUGGGCAAUAAGAAUGUGAGAACGAUGAAGAUGGCGAUGACGUCUCGCCUACUAGAAUUCAGAAAAUGCACCUCGUGAAGUCUCCGAGGUGUUCAUCAAGACGGGGGAGGACGUCGGCAGAUUUAAUAAGAUAAAUGUUUACGUCCCAUCACGGUUAGUGAGUUUUUUUUUCAUAUCAGACUGUUGACGAUCGAUAUAUAUGUACACAAGAGAUUAAUAUCCGGGCCGAGGUUUACGAGCGUCUCGUCGAGAGAAGUGGAGAGAGACCAUUGCGAUGACCGACACUUGAAUGCCAUUACACAUUCCAGUGGUUCUCCUGGGGACGAUUUCUUUUCUCCUUCAAUGAAAAUCCUAACGGAAGUCGUCCGUUUCUGCUUAGGGAAGUCGCAAUUCGUCGUAAACUUGGUCGUGGAGCGAGUUGUGUCGGUGAGGCAAUUGCGACUACGUCAAUCUGCGUGAUAUCGAGUCACGUGGAUCACAAUACAUAUGGACGAGGGAUUUGGACCACGAAAUUUAAGCAUGCUUACGAAACUCGUCGGGACCAUACGACGUUCUUAAUAGCUUCUUUUCAGAUUGGAAAUUAGCCAAAGUACAAUAAUGUUGAGUCAACACCGAUGCCGGCACGCACACACGCAGCUCCACGUAAUUAAUUCUGCUACAACAUUCAAAUCUAUUGUCACACUCGUAGAUAUAUAUUUAUAUAUAUAUAAUAUAUACCACAUUUUACUCGACAUAUCAUAUUUAUGAGCAAACACUCUAGAUUUGUAGGCCUUAGUCAGACUAUUGACUAGAAACACACGUAGGAAAAAUACGUAAAGACGGUCUCGUGCGAGAUGACUCUCGAGUAAAGUAGACUGAUCGAGUUAGAGGAUCUGCCGAGGCACUAUUUCCUAUCUUGCGUUUCCUUAGCGAGUUACGUUUAGCCGAUAAAUAUAGCGUAUAUACAUUUUUGUUUUAUACAACGAGAUUAUCAACUGAUUGGAUGAUAAAGAGGGGAUGCAAUACUCGUGCAAUCUGGUCAAACGUGCAUUUUACUAAUACUAAGUUACAAUUACUCGACGAUUCUACUAAUAUUACAUGUAAUUAUUUAUUGUCAUCGAGGAUGUUACAUACCGAGUAUACAUAUCACGCUAAUCAGACUGGAAUUAGCGAUCAGUUGGUAAUCACUGUGUCACGGAGAGACUGCUUCUUAUUGUUAAAAUUAAAAGGAUUUAAUUAGUUAAGAUCUUUUACAUAUAGCCGGCAAUGACGCGUGAGACAUUGUACAAUAUAUCAUUUCUACUUUAGAGUUUACGUUUGGUCACACAUUCGACUGAUCGCAUAGUUUUUUAAUCCUUACGAUACGGAAAUAAGAAGCGACACUUUGAGGCGAGGUUUUUACGCGAGAUUGUAUGGCAAUGUAUGAACAAGUGAGAGAUAAUGUCUUUUAAAAAGUGUUAUCGUAAAAUAUAUUUAUAUCUGUCGAGUUUGAUUACAAAAUUUAUAGAAUUAUUUUUUAACAAACAUGAAAUUACACAGCAAUAUUUAUUGUACAUUAUCGGUCGUGUCGAGAAAUUAUGUUAAACAAAUGUAAGCAGAAAGGACAUUUUACUAUCGAUAUAUUAUCAUUAUUUCGUGUAUCAAUACUUCUACGAAUAGAAUAGGAGAGUUAAUUUUGCACUCUGUUUUUUCCUCUCGAGUUUUCUCACUUAAAAGUUCGUAUAAUUGUAAGUUUUUAUCAAAAGUCUACUUCACGAAAAUUGUACCGUUCAAAAGCGAUUCAUAGACAAGUAUAUUUUCCAAAGUUACAUGACGUAAAACAAACUUUAUUUACAUAAUUGAAAUUAAUAUAGCAUCGUUUCCGGCCUGCUGCGUUGUACGUUCAUAGAACACUAAUAUUGCUUUCUGCACUGAGCUUGUGAAAAAAAAACUGUUGCGAAAUAUUUUAUCGUAAUAAUUAAAUAAGUAAAAAUUAUUAGGUUUCUUAGCGACAAGUCACUUUAUUUCGAGAACUAAUCCAAGAGAGGAUGUACAUUAUUUUUAGGGUACACGUCUCGGGAAGAAUUGCACGUAGCGCUCGACACUACGUAGGAAGGCAAUUAAUUUAUUUUACAUUGCUAGAGGAAAUCCGCGUUUAAUGCGAGUUGUUCUAUUAUUCGUCGGUUGACUCAUUUGUACAUAGUCCUUAUAGCGGUAGUAUAAUUCUCUAGUAUAAUUUCAAUGCCGAUCGAAGGGUAUAGAUAGCCACUAGAUCGUUAGCCACUAGCGCGUCUAGAUCGUUUAGCGUUAUCGUUUCGCUCGGCGCGUCCGUAAGGCCGAGAGCGAACGCGAGAGAUUAUGAUAAUCCUUCAAGUAAUAAUUUCGCCAGCGAGUCCAGCGCUCGAUGAUUUUUUAUAAAUUGUAUAAAUUAUAUCAUUAUAUUCUGCGAGAAAGUAGAUACUUUGUGCAACGCUUUGAACGAGAGCAAUUGCAAGCACACACUUUAAUGUAUAUUGUAUAUCUAAUAUUAUAAUAUUAAUAUAUUAUAUACAUUAGUACAUAUUAUAUAAUAUUUUAAUGACGAGAGAGAAAGCCAGAGAGAGGGGUAGUGACGAUGCGUUUUGCUCACGAUAUACUUUCGAGCCGCACACGUUUUUACGCUCUUAGAAUCAAGUCCACAGACACAUAAUAGCAAUCAUUUUAUAAAUCCUGUUCUUUCAACAUCGUUUGAUGGCGAGGUAUCGAACCGAGAAAGGUAGAGAGAACGUCUUCGGAAAGUUCGGAAUUUCCGCGAACGGCGUGUUACUGCGUACUCGCGGAAACAUUUCGAUUUUCUCGAGGCCGAAACGACGGCGACGCGACGCUGAGCGUGGCGAAGAAUGCCGGGAGUCCGUUUACACAUUGAUCUCGUCGUGUAAUUUUCGUACAAUAAAAUGUCGCGAGUUGUGACGGUAUUUAAUAAGGUUCCGCAGCAAAAUGUACGAAUGGCAUUAAUGAGAAUUUUAUUGAAUCGAAA